CAAAUUUCAAAAAAAAUUUUAAAAGUUCCAUAACCUAAGGCCCAAAGAGGACCAAACCCAGCAAAGAAGCCGCCACAUCAUUUUCUUGACGUACAGACUUCCUUAGCCCAGCACCAGCAGCCCCUUCAACCUCCACGUCCAAGGGACGCGACCACCGGAGAAACAUUCACAAGAACUCCGCCGCUCACUUCCGGGGCCGAGAACAACCUCACGGCGGCCACCUCGUCUAUCAUCCAUCCGGCGUCUACUUAAUAAGUACUAUUGAUCAUUGCAUUGGUUCCACCUCUAAAAUUGUACGAGGUAGCAAACUCAUUUCCAUGGGGAAGCAAAGCAGACAAAAGAUUAUUACGGAAGAGCUUGAUAACCUUCCUUGGAAUUCUUCUCUCCCUAAUGAAGAUCCUUUUGCUAUCCUUUCUGGCUCCGACAACCUUCAAGGAGGUUUUUUGUCGCUGGAAGAGAUUGAUGAAUCAGAGUAUAAUUUGACAAUGCCGGGUUCUGAAAAGGAUAAUUUGAAGGAAAAGUCAGGGGCACCUCAGAAAACAAAGAAAAGGAAACGAGUGAAUAGUGUUGGUGUUGAAGAGGAUGGUGCUAAAAUUGAGGCUAGAAAUGAGAUGGAAGAAGGUAAUGUGGAGCAUAAGAAAAAGAAGAAGAAGAAAAAGAAGAAGAAAGUAGUGAAAACUGUAAAGACACAAGAUAUUGAAAACAAUAUUGAAAAUGAUGAAGAAUUGAUGGAUGACGAUGAAUUUAAUGCAUGGCAUGAACUGAGGCUUCAUCCACUCCUUAUGAAUGCAAUAUACAAGUUAGGAUUUAAGCAGCCAACACCCAUCCAAAAGGCUUGUAUCCCUGCUGCUGUUCAUCAGGGAAAGGACGUCAUUGGUGCUGCAGAGACUGGUUCUGGUAAAACACUGGCUUUUGGCUUGCCAAUCUUGCAACGACUUCUUGAUGAGCAAGAAAAGGUAGAAAGAUUGAUGCUGGUAGAUUCAGAUGCUGCUGAGCAUAUUGCACCUAGAGGCUUGCUACGGGCUUUGAUAAUUACCCCUACAAGGGAACUUGCCAUUCAGGUUACUGAUCAUCUUAAAGCAGCAGCAAGAUCUACCAAAUUCCGGGUGGUUUCUAUAGUUGGAGGCAUGUCCACUGAAAAGCAAGAGAGGCUUUUAAAAGCAAGGCCUGAAAUUAUUGUUGGAACACCUGGGAGGCUGUGGGAGCUUAUGUCAGGAGGAGAAAAGCACCUUGUUGAGUUACAUUCAUUAUCUUUCUUUGUGCUGGAUGAGGCGGAUCGAAUGAUUGAGAAUGGACAUUUUCAUGAGUUACAGUCCAUAAUUGAUUUGCUUCCUGCAGCUACUGGAGCUAUUGAAAAGCAUUCUGAGGAUACUCAGAAUUGUGAAACUGUCUCUAGCUUUCAGAGGAAAAAACGUCAAACCUUUGUAUUUUCUGCAACAAUCGCGUUAUCUCGCGACUUUCGCAAAAAACUUAAGCGCGGGACUCUCAAAAUGAAACAGUCAGCAGCGGAUGGGCUAUCAUCUUUAGAAGUAUUAUCUGAAAGAGCAGGAAUGAGACCUGAUGCGGCAAUUGUGGAUUUGACCAAUGAAUCAAUAAUGGCCAGGAAUCUUGUGGAGUCAUUUCUCGAGUGUAGCGAAGAAGACAAGGACGCCUACUUGUAUUACAUCUUGUGUGUUCAUGGACAAGGUCAAUCUAUUGUUUUCUGCUCGUCAAUCACUGCAUUACGCCAUAUUACCGCUCUUCUGCGGACGCUUCAGAUUAGUGUCUCUGUCCUUCAUGGAGAAAUGCAGCAGCGAGCUCGUUUAAAGGCACUCGAUCGUUUCCGCGAGAAUAAGAAUGGAAUACUUGUAGCUAGUGAUGGUGCUGCUAGAGGACUGGACAUACCAGGAGUUCGUACUGUCAUCCACUAUCAACUUCCGCAUUCAGCAGAGGUUUAUGUACAUAGAAGUGGACGAACUGCAAGAGCGUCUACUGAUGGGUGCAGUGUUUUAUUAGUCUCAGCAAAUGAGAGAUCAAAAUUUGCCUCAUUGUGCAAGUCUUUUGGCAAGGAUACUCUUCAGCGAUUUCCUAUUGAAAGCUCAUACAUGCCAGAGGUUCAAAAGCGAUUAUCUCUUGCACGUCAAAUAGAUAAGAUUUCUAGGAGAGAUUCAAAGGAAAAGGUAAAAGAGAGCUGGAUCAAACGCAAUGCUGAGGCAAUAGGGCUCGAUGUGGAGGAUAAUGACAGUGAAGAAGAAAGAGUUGGUAAAUGCAGACAGCAAAAAGCUACGACCAUGCAGUUGAAGAAACUUCAGCAGGAGCUCAAUACGUUGCUUUCACGUCCACUGCAGCCGAAGUCCUUUUCACAUCGCUUCUUGGCAGGGGCUGGUGUUUCCCCACUGCUGCAGAAUCAACUUGAAGAGCUAGCUAAGCAGAAACAUAACGAAGGCCUUGGGCUGAGCAAAAAGAACCUGGUUGUUAUUGGCCAAGAUUGUGUAGAGCCACUUCAGGCACUUCGUAGGGCUGGUCCGGAGGCGCACAUGAACUUCAAAGAGCUUGCGGAGAAGCAACGAGACAUGGAUAAGUUGAGGAGAAAAAGAAAAGAAGCUAAAAAACGCCAGAAGGAACAAAAGAGAAACGAGAAGAGAAAGAAAAAAGAAGCCAACCAAUAGUUGAGAAAAUCGGGAAGCAAUUGACAAUAGCAAAUUUUUCGACAGCUACUAGUGAAUGAUCAAACAAUUGGCAAUUUUGACAUCAAGGUUCUCUUGUGCACUUAGAUUGGUAGAGGGCAAGAGGCUAUAGCAAGUUACAUCUUUUUCCCUAAUGUGUAUAAAAAUAGAUAGAGGUCGAGAUCAUAGAACGAAAAGUCGCAACUAGGGGCGAAACUAUGUUCGACCAUGGUUCUUGGUGCAUACCCUAAAUGAGUGAAAAUUUGUAUCAAUGGAGUAUCUGAUUUAUAAAUUAUUAUGACUUUAUUUUCUGAGUUUUAAUUAGUGUUAUUAAAGAUGAAAAUUUUCAUAUUUGAUUGA
Messenger RNA from Amaranthus tricolor (Joseph's coat), 3005 nucleotides. RefSeq names its product DEAD-box ATP-dependent RNA helicase 13. The coding region runs from base 318 to 2648 and encodes 776 amino acids. Gene Ontology annotation, cellular component: nucleolus. The record is from RefSeq and is a predicted model, not a curated record. NCBI's taxonomy places the organism in Eukaryota, Viridiplantae, Streptophyta, Magnoliopsida, Caryophyllales, Amaranthaceae. Gene Ontology annotation, molecular function: RNA helicase activity; nucleic acid binding; ATP binding. The transcript has 15 exons.